This is a messenger RNA of Pseudocercospora fijiensis CIRAD86, 1808 nucleotides long. RefSeq names its product glycoside hydrolase family 79 protein. The transcript has a single exon. The record is from RefSeq and is a predicted model, not a curated record. The coding region runs from base 219 to 1808 and encodes 529 amino acids. NCBI's taxonomy places the organism in Eukaryota, Fungi, Ascomycota, Dothideomycetes, Mycosphaerellales, Mycosphaerellaceae.
GGGAACUGGAACCUACGGCGCUUUCUAGAAUAGAUGUGCUUAAAAGAGACCUCGCGAAUGGUGACGAUCAAAAUCGACUCCUCCGCUUAUACCGCUCUCGAACCAGCUAUGAUGGUCGUAUUGCAGCCUAGGUGGGCUAGGCUAGGCGCAGGAGCGGUGCAUGAGGUACGUGCAGUGCAGCAGACUAUGGAAAGGCUCCGUGAGUAUAAUAAGAAACCAUGCGGCCCAGCGGUACGAGCGGCCGUCACGCCUGUCACUUGCCUGUCGCCAUCAUGCUGUCCUCGCUGCUGUUGGUGCCACUGGGCGCAUCACUGACCCUUCAAUCGCCCAUAUUGGAAGAACGACAAGACUCGGCUCUUGCCAUCGCCAUACCGGCCACCGCACCAAGUGACGCUUCGGAUGCUGUGCCUCUCGACUACCCAGCCUUGGCCUUCUCGCAACACUCCUUCCAUCACUACGCUGGCAACAAGUCGUCCCCGAAUGUCUUCUCCCGAAACCUGGUCAACUCGAUCGCGAGUAAGCUUGGCACGAAUGUCCACGUCCGUGUUGGUGGAACUAGUGGCGAUCAUGCUACUUUUGUACCAUCGCAGACCACCGCGCUGGACAAAGAGGCAUCAGUGGGUUCGAUCCCCAUUGGCAUGAAGAUCGGCCCAGUCUGGUUCGAGGGUUUUGCGAGCUGGCCAGGAACGAAGUGGACGUACAUGACCCACUUCGCCAAGUACGGCGCGCUCGACAAUUCGGUUGCUGCCACCAAAGAGUACUUUGAGAACGUGCCCAGCGGAGACCACGAAGCGCUCGAGAUCGGCAAUGAAAUCAACAAAUACCCAGGCGUCGACAGACCAUCAGCAUGGGGAGUCUCUAAUUAUAUCACCGAAUGGAAGAACUAUAGCCAAACCAUCCGACAGCAGGUUCCCAGCAAUCCGAAUGUUUUCCAAGCGCCAGUCUACAUUGGCAACAACUGCCCAUGGUGCAUUGCUACAACCUUCUCCAGUGGUCAAGGCGAUGAUGGGAACAUCAAAUCAGCUGCACUCCACCACUAUAUGGAUUCAAGCGCCAAUGUUGACCUCCAGGCCAACUAUAUGAAUCACUCCCGAAUCGCAUCGCAGCUUGACACUCUCUGCAAGCCUCCGGUGGCCUGGUUGAAAAAGAAUCGCCCAAACAUUCCACUCCACCUUGCGGAGGACAACAGCAAUAUCUACAGCACCAACAAUUACGACAAGCUGGGCACUUUCGGUAACGCUCUCUGGCUUGUGGACUACAUGCUCUACGCCGCCUUCCUCAACAUCAAGCGCAUGAACGUGCAGCAAAGCACUGGCUUCUCAUACUCCUCAUGGCGCGGUAUCAAUAGCGACGCAGGCCCAGCGGCCGUGCUGCCUCCAUACUACGCCCACCCCUUCGUCGCCGACGUGAUUGGCAACGGACUGAGCAAUUUGAAGCUCUACAACAUUCCCAACACCGGCGACCAGUUCUCAGCAUACGGCGUCUACGAUUCCAACGGCAACCCAAAGCGAAUCGUCCUGAUCAACUUCCAACUGUACUGGUCAGGAUCGGGUACUCGCCCGGCCAAGAGCGUCACCCUUACCCUCGGCAGCUCUUUGACCAAGACCGUGAAAGUCGAAUACCUGACCGCUCCUGCUGGAGAUGUUCAAGACGCCUCGAAGAUUUCUUGGAAGGGACAAAGCUGGACGUAUGCGAGCAAUGGUCAACCUGUAAAUGGCCAAUCCACGACUCUGAAUGUUGCGGCAAGAAAUGGCAAGAUUGGUCCGAUCACUGUACGCGCCAGUGAGGCUGUGCUGUUGACCUUGUAG